Molecule: messenger RNA, 661 nt
Organism: Blastomyces gilchristii SLH14081
Lineage: Eukaryota; Fungi; Ascomycota; Eurotiomycetes; Onygenales; Ajellomycetaceae
Exons: 1
Source: RefSeq, a predicted model, not a curated record
CGCCCUUAUCUUUUUUUUUUUUUUUUAUUAUCUCCCCCCUACUUUGUUUUCCCCCUUUCCCCCUCCCGCCAACCCAACCCCCGGCUGGGCGACUCUGACAAGCUUCUGGCCUGUCCCGAUUUCCCGGCUUGCAAGUCACCAGUCUUUCUUUUCCCCUCUCUCUCACCACACAAACGCACAUACCAUACCACGCAUAUACGCUGCGUACCCACAUACCCUCAUACAUUCACACGCGCGCAAUCAACUCGCUCGUACCGUGCCUGGCCCUGUCCUGGCUCCGAUCUCCGAUCAAAACCCUUACGCCCGCUUUACCUGUCCAUUUAUUCGACCUUGUUUCUAUUUUAGUAGUAUUCUUAUUUUACGGUUACUGGUAGCUACUGCGAAGAGACCUCCCCGAUAAUCCAAUCAACAAUGGUUGAAUAAAUAAUAAUUUUAUUAUUAUUUUUGCCGUCAUAACCAUCCAUAAUAAUUCCAGACCAACCGUCUUCCCUCUCUCCGGCUCUCUGACGCUCGCUCUCCACACACGGCAAAACAUUAUCUCUGGUAGCAAGCAUCGAACAAGCUUUGUUGCUCCGGUCAAAUAAUAUUAAUAGGUAUGAUGACGCCCCAUCGUGAUGGCUUUUCCUCUAUCUUUCCCUUUCUCUCUCUCUCUCUCUCUCUC